AUGAGGGCCUUGAUGGAGGGACAGGAGUCGUUUUGCAGCAUCCUUACCGCAGACAAGCAGCUCCUCCACCCCCUCGGCUCAUCAAUGACCACUCUGCCUAUACCGUCCGGUGGCUUUUGGAUGUGCGCCAUCAGGGUCGCGGCUGACAGUACCUGGUGGACUGGGAAGGAUACGGGCAGGAGGAGCGCUGCUGGGUGCCCCGCCAUCACAUUCUGGACCCCUCCCUCUUACGUGAUUUCUAUCCCUCACACCCAGAUAAGCCUGGUCGGGCGUGUCGAGGGGGCCUACUCCGACAAGAUCAAAGAGAUGUCCAUGCUGUCUCUGAUCUGCUCCUGCUUCUACUCACAACCACACCCCAACAGCCUCUACCAAUAUGGAGACAUGGAGGUGAAGUCCCUGAACAAGCGGGCAUCCGGCCAGGCCUUCGAGAUCAUCUUGAAGGCCCCCGCUGACCUCUCUCCAGACAGGCCGCAGCCCCUGCUUUCUGCUCCCAAGAAGGACCUCUCCCCGGACGAGCUCCAGAAGAGGCUGGAAGCUGCGGAGGAGAGGAGAAAGUCUCAGGAGGCCCUGGUGCUGAAGCAGCUAGCUGAGAAGCGGGAACACGAGCGACAGGUGCUCCACAAGGCCCUGGAGGAGAACAACAACUUCAGCAAGAUGGCCGAAGAGAAGCUUAACUACAAGAUGGAGGUCAACAAAGAGAACCGCGAGGCCCAGCUGAAUGCGCUGAAGCAGCGGCUCCGGGAGAAGGAAAUCCAUGCCGCUGAGGUCCGUAGAAACAAAGAGCUCCAAGCUGACCUCUGUGGUUGA
Salvelinus namaycush (lake trout) is the source of this 807-nucleotide messenger RNA. Its product is annotated as stathmin-3-like. Gene Ontology annotation, cellular component: cytoplasm; neuron projection. The record is from RefSeq and is a predicted model, not a curated record. Lineage: Eukaryota; Metazoa; Chordata; Actinopteri; Salmoniformes; Salmonidae. Gene Ontology annotation, molecular function: tubulin binding. Gene Ontology annotation, biological process: neuron projection development; regulation of microtubule polymerization or depolymerization; microtubule depolymerization. The coding region runs from base 1 to 807 and encodes 268 amino acids. The transcript is spliced from 6 exons.